AUGAUCAAGAGACGGAGCAACAAGAAAAAUUUCCGUCGUAAAGUAGAUGAAGACGACGAAGUGGAAAGUAUACCCAAGAAAGAAAUUGUCUCACAGUCCAAUAUCAAUACGACAACCAUCACCACCACCAUAACUACUGCUAAUAAUAAUAAUAAUAAUAAUAAUAACAAGAGUAGUACAAGUAAGAGUGCUAGUCAGGAUUUCAAUCGUAGCAAAAUCAAUGUCAUUCAAGGUACAAAUGACAAGAUCAAAAGUUCUUCCAAGCAAGUAGCACUUAGUUUCCAUCACGAUGAAGAUGAAGGUGACGUCUUUGUGGUCAAAAAAUCAGUGGAAAGUCAAAAAAUGGCCAAAUUAUUUAAGCAAGGUCCAGAGAAAGCCAAGAAUACAAGCGCUAGUCACAAGAGCAGUAAUAAACUAUCCGGGAAGAAAAAUGUACAUCAUAAUUUAAGUUUUACAUCCAAGGAGAAAACAGUGCAUCCUUCCGACUUAAUCGUCAAAGCCAAAUUCUCAUCGGAUAUUCCUGAUGCAGCAACAAUUCAUGCAUUAAAGAAACAACGUGAAUUGAAAAGACAGUAUGGAAGUGAUUACAUCCCUGUCGAUGAUACUGUUCGUUAUACAAAGACGGAGGAUUCAACAGAUAAAAGUAGUCAAGCAACCUCAAGACUAGUCAGAGAGGAUGACAAUGAUAAAAGCGAUCCUGAAGAUGAUUAUCGUCAGUUAAGCUUUAGUAACAUUAAAAAUACAAAUUCCUUUCCUGAUACCACUGAAAUUGAUCAUGUGGAUGAGGAAGACGAAGAGGUAUCGCGAUGGGAACAAGAGCAAAUUAAAAAGGGCAGUGCUGCUCUGCAAGCUACUCCUGCGUCGUCACAAUGGACCAAUCAACAAAAUACAACUUCAAAUAAUAGUAAUGCGACUAUACCAAACGCGGUCUCGCAAUCCAUAGCAAUUCCAACGGUACCUCCUACUCAAACCACUGUUUCCAUUGAAGAUUUCCGUUUAAAAAUGAAAAACAGACUACAAGCUGCCACAGAGGAAUUACAAGCCCAUCAACGCGAAAUGGACAGGGUCACUACUUAUCAUCAGGAAUCUCAAGCAAAUGUAACUUCAUUAGAGCAGCAAUCGGCUGAUGCUUGCAAUCGAUUUACUUUCUUCCAAGAUAUACGACAAUACGUCAACGAUCUACUAGAAUGCCUAAAUGAAAAAAUUACUACAAUACAAGAUUGCGAGGAAACGCUACAAUCACUAUUAAAGGAGAAAGCCAGCCGUGUUGUGAGUCGCCGAACGAACGAUGUCAAAGACGAAGAUGAUGAGUACUUAGGUAAAACCGACAAUGUCGAAAGUAAUGUUGAUGAAUUCGGCCGAGAUCGCAAAAUGUUUACCAACAGUGCAAAGCAGAAACGAAAAGAGGAUAGAAUCGCAAGACGAAAUAAUCGUAAACGCUUAGCAGAAAAGAAUAAUAGUGAAGGUCUAUCAACCGAUGACGAAAUCCCCGAAAGCGAAGAAACGAGAAUUGCUACGGAAAUAGAGAAAGUGAAACAAGAAGGCGAUAAAGUAUUUGAUGAUGUCGUUGAUGAUUUUCACGAUAUCAGAAAAAUAAUGAAGCAAUUUGAAAGAUGGAAAUUUUCUUUUUCGGAAUCGUACAAAGACGCUUAUAUUCCGCUAUGCCUGCCCAAGCUAUUUUCGCCGUUUAUACGAUUACAAUUGCUACGGUGGAAUAUAUUUGAAUUGAAUACUAUCGAUUUCGAAAAUUUACCUUGGUUUGAGCAGUUAAUGCUGUAUGGUAGUCAAAGCACUGAUACUGAAUUGGACCCAAAUGAUGAAGAUUUACUCUUACUUCCAAACAUAGUUGAAACUGUGGUUCUUCCCAAAUUAAAAUGGAUGAUAGAGGAUGUUUGGGAUCCAUUGUCCAAUAAGCAGACACAGAUAUUAAUUUCAUUAAUGAAAAGAUUAUUCGAGGAAUAUCCGACUGUAUCUGCAGAUCGUAAGCCUACACAGGAAAUUUGCUCUGCCGCCGUUAAACGAAUGAAACGCUGCUUAGAUAAUGAAAUGUAUAUUCCAUUAUACCAUAAAAAGACAUUUACUACCUUUCCGGAUGCUACACUAUUUGCAAAACGUCAGCUUUGGCGUUGUAUUAAGUUAUAUCGUAAUGUCUUUCAAUGGUAUGGCAUAAUAGCAACAAAUACUUUAGAAGAAAUUGCUAUAGAUGGUUUACUAAAUAGAUACAUAAUACUUGGGAUGCGAAAUUCGUUGGAUUAUCCAGGAUGUGUAAAGCAAAGCUCCGAGAUUGUUGAAAGUCUUCCCAGUGGUCUUUUUGAAGAAGGUUCAUUGGUUCAGCUUGCUGUAUUUAGUCGAUUUUUAGUCAAUCUAGCAGAUAAUCUUAAUAGCCAGAUGAAAGAUGCUAGAGGAUCUGCUCAAAGUACUAACAGGCAAUGUGUAGUCCGAAUAAGAGAAUUGCUUAAAAGAAUGAAAGAAGAUGGUGAAGCUUCAAGAAUGUUGACAUGCAGUUAA
Messenger RNA from Trichoplax adhaerens, 2508 nucleotides. RefSeq lists its product as uncharacterized. The record is from RefSeq and is a predicted model, not a curated record. The coding region runs from base 1 to 2508 and encodes 835 amino acids. Gene Ontology annotation, cellular component: nucleus. Lineage: Eukaryota; Metazoa; Placozoa; Uniplacotomia; Trichoplacea; Trichoplacidae. Gene Ontology annotation, biological process: mRNA splicing, via spliceosome. The transcript has 12 exons. Gene Ontology annotation, molecular function: DNA binding.